Messenger RNA from Stylonychia lemnae, 3024 nucleotides. Lineage: Eukaryota; Ciliophora; Spirotrichea; Sporadotrichida; Oxytrichidae. The record is from the annotation of a GenBank genome assembly.
AUGUAGACCUCUCAAGGUCUAUUUUAAGCCUAUCCUUAGUAAUCUUCUAUGAUAAUCAAGCCUCAUAAUAUGAUUCCUCAGGUUGGAGAAUAUGAUAGCUUAAACAAUUAAAUAAGCGAUCUAGUUUUGCGAUAAACACAACAAUAAAUCUAGCAAUAAUAGCUCUAAUAGUAGCAUCAUCCUUAAGUUUAGUAGCCUAUGUAACUUCCACUUCCAACAGCUUCAGAUUCUGGUGUUAGCGUAAUGCACGAUGAAUUUUCAGAUGAAGAAAAUAUGAAUAGCUGUGCUCACAAUAUUGAUGGUAAUUUUGAUUUUAGAGAUGUCGAACUCGACAACUUAGAACUCAACAAAGAUGAAAUUAGAAAAAUGAAUGAUCCAAAAUUUGCCUUCAAUUUUAGCUAUUAUCCAAGGCAUUUUAAAAAUAUGCAUGAAGCUCUUGAUGUAUAUAAUAGUAAUGGAUAUCUCAAUAAAAUCCAAUUCAGGCUAUAUGAGCAUUAGAGAAGCGAGCCUGAUAUGAAUGGAAACUGCUAGACUCAAUUUUUCUCACUAUCAUGUUAUUUAAGAAACCAACCUAAAUAUGAUACCAAGUACUAUCAAUAUGAUCAAGGCAGAUUACCUAAAGUUUCUAAUUGCAAUGUAAAUGUAAGAUUUGUAUGGAACGAGAUGGAACAGAGGUUUGAUAGAGUGGAGCAAUUCAAAUACGUUCAUGAUCAUAGAUUAGAAUUAGACGAGAGAUGUUUUCUGGAGAAUUAUAUUCUAAGAGACAUUAAGCAUUACGUUAUGGACAACAUUGAUAUUUAAGUUAGUGAAGUCAUUCAAAAGAUUUAUUAGUAAUACUAAAGAAGGCUAAGGCAUUUAGAUGUACUGAAUGCUUUAAAAUUGAUUAAGGGUGAUGUUAAGCUUGACAUAAAAUAACUAGCAAAUGACAUUGAGGCAGUUUAAUAAAAGUAUCCAGAUACUUACAUUAAACUUAAAACUGGCACUCCAGUGGUUGUAUUCUUCUAAAGCUAAGAUAUGCUUGAGACAUACAGAUUGUAUCGUGAUGUAAUGCUAGUAAGUGUGAGUAAGAAGAGAAAGAAUAAGUAUGGAAUCUUCUAGAUACAUAUGACUGGCAUUAAUAAUUUUGGUAGAGCUGUAGUAUUUGCUACUGGUUUUACCAAUAUUAAGUGCAAAGAGGCUUAUCAACUUAUUUUCAAGUAGUUUAAUUAAAGAUGUCUGGACAAUGACAUUCAGUUGCCUGAUGUGCUGAUUACAAGUUUAGAGUAAGAUAUUUUAGAUGCCAAGUAGGAAGUUUUUCUAAACUCAAGACAUUUAAUUUCCCAACAUUACUUACUUUUGGCUGCAAAAGAAGCUUUAAAUCCAUAUAAAAAGAGAAUGGAUUUUGAUUUUUCAGUUGCUCAGGAAUUUUUCGAGAAAAUCGUCAUUGAAACUGAUAAUGAGAGAUUCAACUAGCUUUAACAAGAAAUCCUCAAGAUGAUUGGAGUUCUCGAUCCCAAUUUGUAAACUGAGAUCAUUAGAAUUUUCGAUAAUUCUGAGAAAUGGUCAAUUAGAUCGUUUGAUAAACUUUUCACAGCAGGUCUACAUUCUAAUGAAAGAGCUGCAUCAGUUGAGGGAUUUUUUAAAACAUAGCAUAAAUAUGAACACUCAAUGAUGGAUGUCAUUGAUCUGGCUAAGAGAUUAUCUAUGAGAGAAUGCUGUCUUGAAACAAACUCAAAAGAAGCUCAUUCAUAUUUCCUUCACCCUGUCUAUAUUUAAAUGAAGAGGAGAUUUAGUCCAUAUGCACUUUCUCUGAUGCUACAUUAAAUGAUUGAAUCCUAUAAAUAUACAGCCUAAGACACCAGAAAUGAAUCUAUUUUCCUCAUAAAAACAGAUAAAAACUAAGAAUUCGAAGUUGAAAAAGAUAUUAUUACAAAAGCAAUUAGAUGCAGAUGCUAGUUUUAUUAUUUGAAUGAUAUGAUUUGUUCACACUCAUUUUGUCUUAUGAACGCACUCUAGAUCAAACAUAUCAGAAAUUUUGAUUACAUAAAGAGAUGGAGAGAUGAGAUUAACAUAGAUGAUCCAACUACGAGAGAUAUGUAGCAAAAAGCAAAGCAAUAGAAGAAGCUUUAAAACUUUAUUGAUAAACUAGCCGAGAAAAAUAGAAAUAAAAAGGCAAAGCAUAAAGGAGGCAUUGUGCCAGUCAGGAGACGUAAAGUCGAAGUCGACUACUAUCCAUCAGAUGAUAAUGAUGAUAUUAAAAUGGAAGAUAAUGAUGGCACCUCAGCUGAUGGCAGAAAAACAGCUAAGAUGUAUGAUCUAAUGGUUCCAGGUAGAAUGAAAUUAAAAGCGUUUACUAGGCAGGAAGAGGAAAAGCGAAAAAGAAUGCAUUAACUUACAAAAUAUGGAAGUGCCUAAGCCCUUGAAGAUAUCUAUGAUAGACUUCCUAAUGAUGGGCUUCAGAUGCCAGAUCUUUAAGACCUUAAUUUUUACUCAGAUGAGGAUGAUUCUAGUGAUGGAGCAGGCGAUGAAGUCAUUGAGGAAUUCAGACGAGAAACUUUAAAAGAUGAAGAAGCGAAAUAAAUUAAACUGGAAUAGCAAAGAUAAAAAGAGGCAGAAAGGGAAGAGCGAAGAAAGCAAAAGAAAAAGUCAGAUAAAAAGAAGAAAAAGAAGAAGGAUCGUUACAGACCAUAAAAAAAGAAGAAAUCUAAAAAGAAGCAUAGCGGCUCAAGCAGCAGUGGCAGCACCAGUGGUAGUGAGGACUCAGAUAAUAACUCAUAAAGCAAAAAGGAUAGAAGCAAAGAUGGCAAUACAGAUGAGCAAGUAAAGCCAAGAAAGAAAACUCACAUUGGUGGCGUGCCAAUAGUUGAAGUACCAUAAUUGACUAUGAAGACUAGAAGAAAUGCCAAAAAGGACAUUGAUCAAAUUGAAGAAGAAUUAUAAUAGGAGAUAUUGUACGAUAAGUUUGCAGGAACUGACAAUAAAAAAGCAGAUUAGAGAAAGAAAAAUGAAGAUGAUACUAAAACUGAUGAGGUUUUUAACUUUUGA